This is a messenger RNA of Marasmius oreades (fairy-ring Marasmius), 1828 nucleotides long. RefSeq lists its product as uncharacterized. Gene Ontology annotation, cellular component: ESCRT-0 complex. Gene Ontology annotation, biological process: protein targeting to vacuole; protein transport to vacuole involved in ubiquitin-dependent protein catabolic process via the multivesicular body sorting pathway. Gene Ontology annotation, molecular function: metal ion binding; phosphatidylinositol-3-phosphate binding; ubiquitin binding. Lineage: Eukaryota; Fungi; Basidiomycota; Agaricomycetes; Agaricales; Marasmiaceae. The transcript is spliced from 4 exons. The record is from RefSeq and is a predicted model, not a curated record. Bases 73 to 1194 code for a protein of 373 amino acids.
CUAAAUCUGUACAUAAAUUCACCUAUCAAUUGGCUGGAGUAGCUGCUUAGCCCCUCUCCCCUCCCCAUCAAUAUGUCUGCUCUAAGUGCCGCUCUCGCUGCCUGCAAUCGUCCCAACGUCGCCGUACUCAACGUCGUCGACGUUCCGCUCAACAACCAGGAGACAUUAGCUUGUCCUUCCGUUGUUCCCAAAUCUCCAGAGUCUCCCUACUUUGCCUCGAGUGACGAUAGCUCAUUGCGAGCCUCAUCUUCAUCAUCGUCCACCUGCAGCAUGCUCUCCGUUCAGACAGACGUGCAGAAUCUUUCUUCUGAGACAAGACCCAACGAACAUCUUGCCGUGUUGAUGCCUAGACACCUCUGGAAGGCUGAUAACUUGGCUUCGACCUGCGACAAUUUCUACUGUAAAGUCAACUUUACCAUCUUUGAACGCAGACAUCACUGUAGGAAAUGCGGCGGUGUGUUCUGCAAGGUGUGCACUUCGCGUCUGACACCCCUUCUGGAUACCUCCAAGCUCUCCUUCCUACAUCCCCCUCAUAAUGUUUCCAUUUCUACCUUUGCAUCAUCCGAAUCUCCUGUCGUCAAGGCGCGGGUAUGUGAUGACUGUUGGGACCAGCUGUAUGGCUGUCCUUCGACUCCCCGAACACCCGAGCUCGUUCGACCUUCCUUACCGAUCAACCUCAUGCCGAAACUCCAACUCCCACUCUCUCCCACCGACAGUCGCGCUAGUUCGCCCUCAUCUUCUAGCCCAAGAACGCCCCCCAAUGGUCUUGGUCUAGUAGUGCCUUUCGAGCGUAAACCUACCACCGAGACCAGCUCGCUCAAACGAGUGAGCUCUCGCUGUAGCAACUCCGAUCUGCGUCGUCGCACUGCUCUUCGUGGGUCAUCAAUGACGUUGCCCGAUGAGGAACGGUCAUUUGGUGAACUUGACUCGUACCCGCUGAGACGCUCCUCAGUGCUAUGCAAGGCCACUGGCGGAGGCCGGUGGGAACCUAAACAAGGCCCAGUUUUCGAUGGUCAACGAGUACCCGUUCCGGGAGGUAAAGCACCGUACGAAAUUCGCAUGGAGAAGGAGCUCGAGGAGGAACGGAUACGCAAAGCAAACCCGGUCAUUAAAGAUGGAGAGUUCCAGUACCGAUUCCCACGGGAUCCAGAGAUAGCGCUUCCUGUAAGGAGCCUAUCGCUUUCGACUUUUUGACCAUCAAGUUGUUCGCAGUGCCUUCUAUCGUUAUUUGCUGUAUACAUAUUGGCCAUUCGUUUUAUCAACUGUAUCACCACCAACAUCAUCGCAAUCCACAUACCGCCGAUCCCCUAAUCUCUCCAGUAUCUGGGGUCUUCAUUGCCUAUAUUUGCUUAGUAUUUUGCUUUCUGCUGUUUAUACCUUUUGUUUUGCGUUACCCAGAUUCUUUUUGGCCUACCCUUCGCCACCCUUCCCCUGAACCCCGAACCGCUAAAUCCGUUUAUUCUUGUCUGUUUCUUCGUUCCUUUCUCGUCGUCACCCUCCCUUACAUCUUCCUCUCUUUCCUCAACACCGUCCUCCGCCCCGCAUAAUCCCCUUUUCCCUCCAUGCUGUCGUACGCUGUCGCUAUUCCUAUGAACGUCCUCGAUUAUAGAGUCGACAUGGACUUUUUUGCUCGUCUUUUUGGGAUUGUGUUGUCGGUUACCAUAUACUUUAUCACCAUACCACCAUUUCCUCCAUACCAUAGAGUAGAUAAGAUGUACCAGACGGGUUGGUCUUUAACUCUGCUACAUAUCAUCGGUUUUGUGUACUACGUUAUGUUGUCUAGUUCUUGUUUCAUGGUAAUAAGAGUUGUUGAUACAUUGUGAACUCC